Corythoichthys intestinalis (scribbled pipefish) is the source of this 2617-nucleotide messenger RNA. RefSeq lists its product as uncharacterized. The transcript has 2 exons. Gene Ontology annotation, molecular function: DNA binding. Gene Ontology annotation, cellular component: nucleus. The record is from RefSeq and is a predicted model, not a curated record. Lineage: Eukaryota; Metazoa; Chordata; Actinopteri; Syngnathiformes; Syngnathidae. The coding region runs from base 402 to 1691 and encodes 429 amino acids.
GAGGCGGGCUGCAGCCAGACUCUCUUGAAUUAUUUUCACUUUGUUUGCGUUUUUAACGUUUACGCUAACGUUACUGUUAUUUUUUGACUGUGCAAUGUGCAUACGGAAAUGAUCGCGCUUUAUUUUGAAAGGCUCACUUUUCAUUUCUGGGUUAGAUGCGACAUAACCGGAAAAUUUUACUUUCACUUCGAGUAAAUUUUUGUUUUUAUACUUAACGAAUGUUUCAGACUCCUGAAGCAUUUAUUUGUGUAUUCGUACAUGUUAUCGAACAUUACGAAGUUAUAGUUAGGCUUUUUUUUUUUUUUUUAAUUAUUUUUGUUGCAGAAAUGGCGUGAGAACAAUCAAGUGGGACUGAGCUCUUGUCAUUUUGGUGAUAUUAGCUGAAUGCGAAACAUCAAACCAUGCCUUCAAGAAACCAUCUGGAUAAAAUCGGAAGAAAGACGAAAAAGAAAUGGACGGAGGAAGCUAUGGAGCAUGCGCUAAUGGAAGUCAAGUCAGGGAGGUGCACUGUGAGACAGGCAGCCAAGGAAUUUGGAGUGCCCAAAUCCUCGCUAGGGGACCGGGUGAGCGGGCGGGUGAGGCCCGGAAGUCGCAGCGGGCCCGCUCAGCUUAUCACGUCAUCUGACGAGGAACUCUUAGUGGAGUUCUCCUUGUACGUGUCGAAGCACGGUUUCCCGCUCACUAAACAGCAGCUGGUGUCCUUCGCGUCUUCCAUUUACAAGCGUCAACACAGAAGGGUGGCCUUUUCCAAACUGGGCCAGACCUGGUGGCUCAACUUUCGAAAGCGUCAGGAGAAGAACAUCACCAUUCAACCGGCGGAUGCCGCCAACCGCGGUCGGACGGUUCACGUCAGAAAGGAAGCGCUGGAUUACUUUUUUCACAUUUUGAACUCCGUCGUGGAAGCUCACGCGUUGCGGGACAAGCCAUAUCACAUCUGGAACUGCAACGAGAUGAGUUUUCAACUGGCUCGGAAGAGGGCGGUUCUUCCCAAAUCGUCCGGGCAGGGCUGCAAGUCGACACCAGGUUUCAAGGACUACAUCUCGGUGAUGGCUUGCUUGAACGCCGCCGGGGUGGAUAUACCCCCGUUUGUGGUCUACUCCAAAGCCUACCCGAGCGGAUUGUGCUACAAAACACGCGGGCCGUCGGACGCCCUCUACGGAUGGUCGGACUCGGGAUGCGUCACCUCGGAACUUUUCAAGAAGUGGUUCCUCAGACAUUUUCUGGUUUACGCUCCUAAAGAGCGGCCGCUUCUCCUGAUUUUCGACGGACACAAGUCGCCGCUGAACUUGGAAGUGGUGGAAACGGCCCGUAAGGAAGGCGUCAUCCUCGUGUGCCUGCCGCCUCAUUGCGCGCACGUCCUGCAGCCGUUAGACGCGGGUUUAUUCCCGCUUAUCAAGCGACGGUUCGCCGUGCUUUUAGGUGAAGCCCACGCCGCUGAUGUGACUCUCUUCGCAGUCAGCAAAAAGGACUUCUCGGGCGUGUUGAAAGGGGCCUACCAGGUGACUAAAGAGGAUGAGGGGAUUAGGAUAGUUAAGGAAAGUUUUAGGAAAUGUGGUUUAUACCCUCUGUGCCACUUUCCAUUUAAUGACGACCAUUUAAUGCCGUCGCAAAACAUGGGCGCCCAACCUGGGGACGCAACGGCAAAGGACAGUUUAGGAAGCCUCUCAUCCGCUCCUGGACCGUCAGCCUAAUUCUGUCACUUAUACGUACAUUAUAAUAAAGAAUUUAAAAGUCACAAGCAAUUGUGGGUUUUUUUUUGUCCCAUAGGUGGAUGACUCUUAAUGUGGAAUUAAUGAAAAUGGAAAGCAGUGUCGUCGUGAGGCUAUAGACUUCAUAAUGAUAUUGACGGGACAAAGGGCGCGGGGCAGAUUAAUAGGGGGUCGAUCUCCGUCAUAGCUGAGCGAGUGGAAACACAGACAAAGAGCUUUUUACGUUGAAAAUUCUUGUGAAUAAAUGCUUGAAUCCCUGAUUUUUUUUAUAGAUAUGAAUGUAAAACAGUCUGGAUUCUUGGUUAAAAGAAAAAAAAAGUGCAGUUAGCAUUUAUUUUAUGUAAAUAUGUCGAAGUACAAUGCUAGUUUGUUAGUAAAUGUAGCUAGCUGCCACCUGAUGUAAACAGCUUUUCCGGUGAAAAUUCUUGUGAAUAAAUGCUUAAAAUCCCUGAAUUCUUUAUAGGUAUGGACGUAAAACAGUCUCAAUUCUUGGAUAAAAGCACAAAAAAAAAACGUGCAGUUAGCAUUUAUUUUAUGUAAAUAUGUCGAAGUACAAUGCUAGUUUGUUUUUGAAUGUAGCUAGCGGCCGCCUGAUGUAAACGCAGCUUUUUCGGUGAAAAUUCUUGUGAAUAAAUGCUUAAAUCCCUGAAUUUUUUAUAGAUAUGGAUAUAAAAUAGUCUCGAUUCUUUGUUAAAAGAGCAAAGAACUGGGCAGUUAGGAUUUAUUUUACGUAAAUAUGUCGAAUGUGAAGGCGGCACGGUGGCUGAGUGGUUAGCACGUCCGCCUCACAGUUCUGAGAUCAAGGGUUCAAUCCCGGGCUUCGGCCUUCCUGUGUGGAGUUUGCAUGUUCUCCCCGUGCCUGCGUGGGUUUCCUCCGGGAACUCCGGUUUCCUCCCACGUCCCAAAAA